AGAAAGUUUGGUCACAUGAUAUGUUCACCUGACAAAAUCACAGUUUUCAUUGAGGAAUUCUGACGAAUUGUGUUUUCUUAAACUUUGUUCUCUCAUAAAAGCGGUUUAACAAAAAUUAAAAAAAUGAAAAUCUGUGGUCCCAAGCUAUCUCUUUGUGGUCUUAUUAUCUCUGUUUGGGGUAUUGUCCAAUUGGUUUUAAUGGGUCUAUUCUUCUACAUAAAUAGUGUAGCCCUCAUUGAGGACUUACCUCUUGAAGAGGAAUACCAUUCGUUGGAAGAUUUUUAUGCAGCUGCAAAUAGAGCAUACAAUCAGAAUGCCUACAACUGCUGGAUUGCCGCAUGUAUCUAUGUUUUGACUUUGUUGCUCUCCGCCCAGCAAUUUUACAUGAAUAGCAGAGUAACUGCUAACUAAUAAUUUGAAAUGUAGUUUCCCAACUACUUACAACUAGUAUUGAAAUUUUCUCUCCGAUAUAUUUGUUAGAGGUGUUUUCGUUUUAAUAAAGUUAAAGUUCAAUUUAAA
Messenger RNA from Drosophila mauritiana, 519 nucleotides. Its product is annotated as ribonuclease kappa. The transcript has 3 exons. Gene Ontology annotation, molecular function: RNA endonuclease activity. Lineage: Eukaryota; Metazoa; Arthropoda; Insecta; Diptera; Drosophilidae. The coding region runs from base 124 to 411 and encodes 95 amino acids. The record is from RefSeq and is a predicted model, not a curated record.